UUAGCACGCUUUAUCGUGGACUGUUGAAAUAUAGAAAUUCUACAGAAAAUGGCGGCGAAAGCUGUGGAAAAACUCGUCCGUGAACUUGUCUGUGCCGUUUGCAUGAACACUUUAAAGAACCCCAAAUCUCUCUCAUGCAGGCAUACUUUCUGCGAAGAAUGUUUAAAGCAGUGCGAUAAGGCAUCACAAGGCUGUUCAGGUGGUAUAAAAUGCCCUAUGUGCAGAGAGGUGACUUCUCUUCCGAGAGAAGGUGUGGCAGGUCUGAAGUCCAAUCCGCUGAUUUACCGGGUUCUCGAAGUUCUUGAGGCAAAGAAAAAUUCGACCCAAAUAAUGUGUGACGCGUGUGGGGACAGCGAAUCACCUCUGACGACCUACUGCCGAGACUGUCUCCAUUUCAUUUGUGACUCCUGUGCUUCUUCCCAUGCUAAAAUGAAACUCUUGAUGAAAGAUCACCGUACAGUUCCCCUGGACAAGAUUGAGAACGGGACUAUCAAAAUAAAGUGGAUGGAAGAGGGCUUGUGGAGAAAGGCGCACGAAUGCGAAGAGCAUGGCGGUGAGCUGCGGAGGUUCUACUGCAGAACCUGCAAGAAACGUAUCUGCAGGGACUGUAUCGUUCUCGACCAUACCAAACCUGACCAUGACUGCACCACAGUGCAGAAGAUGUUUCAGGAAACAAAGGAGAAGUUACAAGAUCGUUUGAAAAGCUGUGAGGAAAAGGAGGAACAUGUGAGCACAAUGUUAAAUGAUGUGGAUGUACGAGAAACAGGAGCAAACCAGAAGUUUCAUAAGAUGAAAGAAACUAUUCGGGACCAGAAAUUAACGGCUGUUAAAAAUUUGGAUAAAGCAGAGGAAGAACUUUUGCAGAAGGUUAACGUGCUGGAGGAAAAGCUUAACGUCAAACUACAAGCUUUCAGAGACAACAUGAACACAACAAAAGAAAAUCUCACGAGGGCGCAAUCAAAGGCUAAAGAGGUUGUUUCGGCAAAAGAGGUUACUGACAUAUCUAGAGGUCCCUUCUUACCUGAAGAUGUUCUCAAAGAACUCGAAGAAUUGAUCGCGUCAGAUGUCACUAUGACAAUUUCUAUGGAUCUCGUGGCUUUGAAAUCUACCAUGAUAGAAGGAUCGAAGAUGCCAGAGCAAAUGGCGCGCUUUGCCAAGCUGUCGUUGUCGCGUAUUUGGCGAGAGACUCAGAUGUUUCCAAUUCGUGAUAAAGACAUUGUAAACAUUGUCUCCGAUGGAAAGGCAAUGUACGUUGCUUGCAAGAAGGUGAUUUACAAGAAACUGUUGUCUAACGAAGCCACCCCGUCCACUUGGAUGAAGCUUCAUUUUAAUGCAAGCAUAAAACAGGUGGUAGAUGUGGCCAUAUCAAUAAAGGACCAAGCCUUCUCUUUCAUUGCUGAUACCGACGCAGCUUGCACGCAACUCUACAGAUUGAAACUGGAUGAGUUCCCAACAUCUAUUGAACACACAGCGGACACACCGUGUCCUUUGAAUCCCAGUGCAAGAAUCACUGUUGAUUCCAAGUCCCUCAUCGUCGUUGCCGAUAACAAGCCAGCCAUAUCAAGUUCAAGUCAGGCAACCUCCUCAGGGUCCGAACCGGUCAGCGAAACCAAACGGAAAAAAACGACAUCAUCUCCGGUUGUCGAAGGCGACUCAAAUAAGAGACCAAUGGCAGCGGCUGGUGGUGGAUUUACCUUUGGUAUGACAUUGCCUCAACAGCAACCCUCCUUCACUGGCACAACCUCCAACUCUCAGACAAUAUCUGCUUUCGGCAGUGCCAAGUCUCCAAGCAAGGCAGAAGGCACCCUCUCUCCUUCGGAUUCGAAAGGAAAGGAAACAAGACCGGAAAUUCCAAAUGCAGGAUCAGACAUCUUCACAAUAUCCACGAAAAUCUAUAGGGAAAAACCUAAGAUAAGCUCCUCUAGUUCCACAUUUGUAUUUCCAAGUACACCUACGCCUGUAAACCAAGGGUCUCAGUUAUCUUCAGAUAAUUUCGAGGUUCCACUUGAUAGGGUUAGAAGUCUUGCUGCGGCGAAGACAGGUCAGCUGGUGUUCCUGCGCGGGGACAAGAAAGCCGUCAUCAUCACUGACAAAGACGGGGGAGUCCAGCAUGAAAUCAAGGAGCCUGGCAGGAUGUACUUGUCCAUCUCCUGCACAGAGAGUGACGCCCUCUACGUUCUGUCUGCCUUCUGGGGCAGCCACAUCGUCACGCUCACCAAGCAUUCCUUGGAGUGUGGUGGUCCCCUCGAGUACAUCGUUGACGAGCUCGACAUGUCAGCAGACUUUCAGUCAGACGAGUGGCCAGUCAUUGGUAACUAUGGUAACGACCUCGUGAUCAUGCACACGGGGGAUGUGAUUCGUGUCUACUCGGCGGAAGAUUGGGAUAUAUUAGAUGACGAAGACGUCAACGGCCAAGACCAGGAUGACGAUAAGGAGGAGGAUGUUUAGGGGGAUGAAUAAGAAUACCUGGGGGGUGUUUCACAAAGAUCCUAAGUA
Strongylocentrotus purpuratus (purple sea urchin) is the source of this 2496-nucleotide messenger RNA. RefSeq lists its product as uncharacterized. The transcript has 2 exons. NCBI's taxonomy places the organism in Eukaryota, Metazoa, Echinodermata, Echinoidea, Camarodonta, Strongylocentrotidae. Gene Ontology annotation, cellular component: nucleoplasm; chromatin. Gene Ontology annotation, molecular function: zinc ion binding; ubiquitin-protein transferase activity. Bases 49 to 2448 code for a protein of 799 amino acids. Gene Ontology annotation, biological process: positive regulation of DNA-templated transcription. The record is from RefSeq and is a predicted model, not a curated record.